AUGGCGCAGGCGAGUCACAUGGUCAGCAGCCGCAUGUUCCAGAAGCCAGAGCCGAUGGUGCCGCGGCCAGCGCUCCGCCCCGCGAAGAAAACGAGAGACCUGCCGUCCCAGGUGCCUCCCUUGACACCCGGCACCAACAAAAAGAUCGCAGACGCCCUCAUGGCGUCCUUCGAGAACUGGAACAAAGAGCAAGAGAAGCGGUACAUACCCAAAGAUCCGCGCCAGUGGACUCAGAUGGACGUGGUGCACUGGCUAUGCUGGGCCACCAACGAGUUCUGCAUGGAGGGAGUGGAAAUAGACAAGUUCAAUAUGACGGGGCGCGAGAUGUGCGCUAUGGGCAAAGAGAACUUUCUGGCCCGGACGCCUCAGUGGAUGGGGGACAUUUUGUGGGAGCACUUGGAGAACCUGCAGCGUGAGUGCGAGAAGGCGAAGGCGGCGCUGGAGAACAUCCCCACCAGCCUGUACGAGAGCGCGUGCGUGCCCGACCUCAACCAGUUCCUGGACACGUACCCCAAGCCGACGGCGCCGCACUCGCAGGCGCACCCGCUGCCACCGAGCCAGCUGCCGCCGCCGGCGCCAAUGAACACGAGUCCGGGGCCUCCCUGCGCGCCGGCGCCGGCGCCCACGCACCCGCCGCCCGGCCCGCACGCACCACCCUUCUCAGGAGGUGCGUACGGCGCGCAAAUGGCCGAGCCGAUGCAGGGCAUGGGCGACGAGCCGCCGGCGUACGUGCCGCAGCACUACGAGCCCGAGUACCCUCACAUGGCCGACCAGCACCACCACCCGUACGGCGAGACCGGCUCGCCCGAGUUCUACCCCAACGCCAGCCUGGAGCUCAAGUACCGCACGCCGCACAAGCUCUACCCGCCCGCGUCGCGCUACGACGGGUACGACGCGCACUACGCGGCCGGAUACGACGCGCACUACCAGACGGUGCCGCAGGCGCCGCCGGAGGCGUGGCACCCGGAGUUGAUGGCCGGCCACGGGCCGCCGCACCCGGCCUUCCUGCCGCCGCACCACCGCGCCUCGCCGCUGCAGGGCGACGUCAAGCCGCCGCUGAUGGGCGCGUACCCGUCCUCCGGCGCCGGCCCCUGCUUCACCGGCUCUUCCCCAUCCAGCUACGACUCGGCGGGUGAGGCGCGCGACACGAGCAUCUGCCGCGUCCGGCGGCGCGGACCGACGCACGGGUGA
Messenger RNA from Pollicipes pollicipes, 1191 nucleotides. RefSeq names its product leucine-rich repeat extensin-like protein 3. Lineage: Eukaryota; Metazoa; Arthropoda; Thecostraca; Pollicipedomorpha; Pollicipedidae. Gene Ontology annotation, molecular function: sequence-specific DNA binding. The transcript is spliced from 6 exons. The record is from RefSeq and is a predicted model, not a curated record. The coding region runs from base 1 to 1191 and encodes 396 amino acids.